UCUGCAAGUCUCUCUCUCUCUCUCUCUCUCUCUCGAAAAACUCUUUUCUGCAAAUCAAUUAUUUCUCUCUAGAAACCCAUUUCUUCUGUAAUUCACUUCUCUCUACAAAAAUGGCUAAAGGAUUAACAAAGCUGAAGUCAGUGAUGAAGAAAUGGCAAUCAUUUGGCAAAAGAUCAUCAAAUGGAAGUUCAAUAGCACAUAAUUCAUCACUAUCAUCAUCCAUAUCUUCAUCAUCAUCCGAUGAUCAACAUCAAAUGUAUAUGGCUCAAGGAGAAGGUGAUCUUCACCCAGUUUACGUUGGAAAAUCAAGACGCCGUUAUCUUAUUAGUUCUGACAUUAUUGAGAAUCCGUUAGUUAAAGAGCUGGUGGACCGUUCAAGUGGGUCAGAUUCUGUUACAGUUGGUUGUGAAGUGGUUUUGUUUGAGCAUUUGCUGUGGAUGCUGCAAAAUGCUGACCCUCAGCCUGAAUCUCUGGAUGAAUUAGUUGAUUUCUACGCUUGUUGAUCAUGAUCAGUGGUGAGUGAUUCAUGAAGAUGAGUUCCUGUGUAUCCCUGUCAUGCACAUUAUAAAAAAAAAGUUUGUAAAUUUUUUUUUUUGAGGUUUAAUUAAUUUUAAUAAGAAAGAUGAUUGUAGGAAAAUGUAGAGAGAUUAAGAUUAGAAUGAGGACUUAAUUAAAGUUUAAUUAAUCCAAUAUUCAUAAUCUUGGUUUAGUUAAAAGGGGCAUUAUGGGGUUUUGGUACUAAUGUUAAAUCCUUGUUUUGUCAAAUUAAUAUAUAUCAAAAUCAUUUAUUUUCUUGUUUUGUAUUA
Molecule: messenger RNA, 806 nt
Organism: Papaver somniferum (opium poppy)
Lineage: Eukaryota; Viridiplantae; Streptophyta; Magnoliopsida; Ranunculales; Papaveraceae
Product: auxin-responsive protein SAUR78-like
Exons: 1
Coding region: 111-503 (130 amino acids)
Biological process (GO): response to auxin
Source: RefSeq, a predicted model, not a curated record